GAACCACAUUCGACAUCACUCACUUUCCAGCUCUCAAGUCUUGCACAUCUCAUCAUCCGCUCUCCCAGCACAAUUUCCCUUUUUUCUCGAACUAACUCGAGUGAAAACAUUUGAAUUUUUUGACUUACUCAACAUCCUCAACCGAACAAACAAAAUGGCUCCAGUUGUGACUCUCGAUUUCGCCAGUGAGACCCCCAUCUCCCGCACCGUCCAGUACAAAAAGGUUACAAAGCCAUUGCUGGAACGACAACGCCGGGCUAGAAUCAACCGGUGCCUGGAUGAGUUGAAAGAUCUGAUGGCCGGCGCUUUGGCCGCCGAGCACGGCGAGGCCGGCAUGGCCAAGUUGGAGAAGGCCGACGUCUUGGAGCUCACUGUUCGCCACUUGCACAAAUUGCGCCGCGAACGCCGUCUAGCGGCCAAUCCGGUAGUGGCCAGCGAUCGCUUCCGCGCCGGAUUCACCCAGUGCGCCCGCGAAGUGUCCGUCGCCUUGGCUGCCAUUCCCGGCGUCGAUGUCACGCUCGGCACCCGGCUCAUGACCCACCUCGGUCACGCCCUCAAUGGACUGGAUGCUCCCACCACCACCACCCCGUUGACUUCGACUCCCGUACCGUCCGCCAUCACCACGGCUCUGCCCAUCCGCUCCUACAGCCCACCGGACUCUCCCGACUCCAUCACCGACGCUCACGAGCUCCAGCAGCAGACCAUGUGCUGGCGCCCGGAGUCGCCCAUGUCCAGCGGCUACGGCAGCGACACCAACGCCAUGGAGCGCCCGUCGUCCAAGACCUCGUCCACCAGCUCAGUCUGGCGUCCGUGGUAGAUUCUUCCGCAACACGCUUCAUUUUUAAAAACAAGAACCGAUCAUCAUCAUCUGAAUGGGCGCGCUGUGAUAAGACUCUCCAUCAUAACAUUUUUACAUUUUCAUCAUUUCAUCGUCGUCAUCAUCAUCGAGACAAAAAUUCGUUUUCUCUCUCACUGACGUCAAAAGUCUUUCAAAAUCGAAACAAAUAAUGUCGCAACUUUACGAGAGACUUGACUUCAUUUCGAAAUGCUUUCUCGAUUUUUUGUUUUGGCUCUUGUACCGUAGCGUGUUCUGCACUUUGUUCUUCCGAUUGGUAGAGGAGAAAUAACGUGUCGGCAAGACCAGUGAUCUCACCACCUUUGCCAAUAGCGUGUCCUCGCCGCACUCAAUUUUUUAGCCGAGUUUCUCCAUGUCAAAAUGUGUGUUUUUUUUUUAAUCUUUGUAAAACUGUGAUACAGAUCUUCCUUUUUUGUGUGUCUAAAUUCAUGCAAAAACAAAUUAAAUUGAGGACGAACACGUU
Molecule: messenger RNA, 1319 nt
Organism: Daphnia pulicaria
Lineage: Eukaryota; Metazoa; Arthropoda; Branchiopoda; Diplostraca; Daphniidae
Product: enhancer of split m7 protein-like
Exons: 2
Coding region: 155-817 (220 amino acids)
Biological process (GO): regulation of neurogenesis; anterior/posterior pattern specification; regulation of transcription by RNA polymerase II
Cellular component (GO): nucleus
Molecular function (GO): RNA polymerase II cis-regulatory region sequence-specific DNA binding; protein dimerization activity; DNA-binding transcription factor activity, RNA polymerase II-specific
Source: RefSeq, a predicted model, not a curated record